This is a messenger RNA of Talaromyces proteolyticus, 1560 nucleotides long. Its product is annotated as putative cytochrome P450. NCBI's taxonomy places the organism in Eukaryota, Fungi, Ascomycota, Eurotiomycetes, Eurotiales, Trichocomaceae. Bases 1 to 1560 code for a protein of 519 amino acids. The transcript has 3 exons. The record is from RefSeq and is a predicted model, not a curated record. Gene Ontology annotation, molecular function: iron ion binding; heme binding; oxidoreductase activity, acting on paired donors, with incorporation or reduction of molecular oxygen.
AUGUGGGCUUUUCUUGACGUGAAAUCCUCCGAUGGAUCGACACUGUUCUGGGGCUUGAUCUUGGGCGCAGCUGUCGCAUGGCCGCUCUUGUUGGCUGUCUAUCGCCUAUUUUUCAGCCCACUAGCAGCAAUUCCGGGGCCGAAACUCGCAGCUGCGACGGCCUGGUACGAAUUCUAUUGGGACUGUCCUAAGCAGGGGCAUUACAUGUUUAAAAUUGAGCAGAUGCAUCAGAAAUAUGGCCCUAUAGUCCGCAUCAACCCUUGGGAAGUACAUAUUAAAGACACCGCGUAUUGGGAUACACUUUACACAAACAACAAGCUUGACAAAGAUGCCUGGUACUAUAGAGCCUUUGGCGACAAUCUGGGAACCGUCGGCACAGGACCAUGGGAACUCCAUCGCCUGCGUCGUGGAGCCAUGGCGAGAUUUUUCUCGAAUGCCAACGUCUCACGACUCGAGCCAAAAGUUCUUGCGCGUGUGAAGAAGCUUUUGGAGCGUAUCGAAGAGCAUCGCAUAUCCAACAAGGUCAUCCCUAUCUCGCAUGCAUUUCGUUGCUAUGCGACUGAUGUUAUAUCGGAUUAUGCAGCUCCUCAUAGUAGAGAUUUCUUGAGCACUCCUGAUUUCUCAGCGGCAUUUAAUCAAGUGCUGCGAGACUUUUCCGAACUCAUGCUCUGGCAACGUCAUAUUCCGAUUGUGUUUCCGGUGCUAGGUGCAAUUCCUCGAUGGUUCAUAUCUUUAAUGGAUCCGUCAGGCGCUCAGAUUGCUGUACUGGAUAACCAGGCUGCUCUGUUGAACCAAGCAAAGACGGUCAUAGCGACCAAGGGGAUUCCGUCAGAAAAGGAGUCGCCAACGGUGCUAGACGCCAUUUAUCAAUCUGACCUUCUCGGACCAGAAGAUAAGACGCUACAUCGGAUGAUGGCAGAGACUCAAGCGAUACUCGGCGCUGGGACUGAAACCACAGGGAACACGCUUUCAACUUUAGUUUACCAUGUCCUCUCCAACCCAACGAUUCUUCAGAUACUAAAGGCAGAACUGAACGCAGCUGGUAAGGGCAAAGGGGACUCCGACUUGCUUGACUUCAAAAUCUUGGAUAAGCGGCCCUAUCUCCAAGCUUGCAUUAAAGAGGCACUUCGCCUCGCAGUUGGCGUGGUUGGCCGUCUUCCACGAGUCAAUCCUAUUGCACCUAUGUCAUACACAACACCAACGGGAAAAGCAUAUGUCUUCCCGCCGAAAACCGUCGUCUCUAUGUCUAUUCGCGACAUGCACACUGAUGACAAUAUUUUUCACAACCCUCAUUCAUUCUGGCCAGAACGAUGGAUUACCAGCAGCAUCGAUCAGCUGAAGCAGAUGGAGAAGGCGUAUGCACCUUUUGGCCGGGGAGUUCGAGCGUGUUUAGGCGUUGAGCUUGCGAAAGAAGAGCUCACUUUGAUGGCUGGAAACCUCUUUUAUCGGUUUGAUUUCGAUCUGUUCGAGACAACGGAGAGAGACAUUAGUAUCCUGCACGACUACUUUGCACCAUUCGGUCCCAAAGAGAGUGAAGGGGUACGGGUGACUGCACGGUAG